This is a messenger RNA of Blastocystis hominis, 825 nucleotides long. RefSeq lists its product as hypothetical. The coding region runs from base 1 to 825 and encodes 274 amino acids. Lineage: Eukaryota; Bigyra; Opalinata; Blastocystidae. Gene Ontology annotation, biological process: cell communication. The transcript has 3 exons. Gene Ontology annotation, cellular component: membrane. The record is from RefSeq and is a predicted model, not a curated record.
AUGCGUUAUCUAUUGCUGAUUGUGUUGUGUAUAUUGCUACUGAAUGGUAGUUGCAACUCCAUUGCAUUCCGUCGUUUAGCAGACGAUGGUGAAUCUAGUUGCAUAAACGGAGAUUACAAUAAUGGAACGUGUAUUUGUGACGAGAAUUUCGUUGGCGAGCAUUGUGAUGUGGAAUGUCCUUUAUCGACGGAUGGAGAUCCAUGCAAUAAUCACGGCAAAUGCGUUUUAGACUCCGAUGGCACUUCCGCAAGUUGUACGUGCGAUAAGGGGCAUUACGGCCCUGCUUGCGAGCAUUCCUGUCCUGGACUUGAAGAAACGGGUGAUUCUGUACUGGAGUGUUCUGGUCAUGGAACUUGCAACAAAGAGACGUUCGAGUGUACACGCGAAGAAGGCGUAAAGGACCAGGAGACGUGCUCCAUGGAGGAAUGCUCCGAGAGUACCUGCAUCCACGGCACCUGCGUGGACGGUGUCUGCCAAUGCAAUCCCAACUACUACGGAACGACCUGCGAAACGUUCUGCGACAUGCACACCACCUGCCACGACCACGGCGUCUGCAGUGAAAAGGACGGCGAGUGCAUCUGCGUGUACGGCUGGGUGAACCCCGCCUGCGACAGCCCCUGCACGGCGUCGGCGAACUGCUCCGACCACGGCGUUUGCGACAGCUUCGGCGAGUGCAUCUGCUACGACGGCUACGACGGCGAGUUCUGCGAGGCGCGGGACUUCGACUACUCCUUCCUGGUGGUUCUGCUUCUGCUCGGCAACGGCGUCGUCGCCUAUUUGUGGUACCGCUCGCGCGUUGGCCUGUCGGAUGCGCCUCACCGCUAG